AUGCGCCACCUCGUCGCGGCGGCGAAACCAUCCCGGCGGCGGCAUUUCUUCUUCUCCUUAUCCCCCUACCACCAACUCUCCACCACGACCACCAGCGGCACCAAUUCCUCCCAUCUCUGCUCCUUCUACGACCCCGCGGCGCAGUUUCUCCCCUCCGGCUCUCCCCGGCACCUCUCCCUCCCCACCUCCCUCCGCCGCGACUCUCUCCUCGACCUCGCGCGCAUCCUCAAGUCCUCCCUGCAAUGCCACCUAGCUCUCCGCACCCUCACCUCCCAGACCCCCCCGCUCCAUGCCCGCUUCGCCGCCGCCUCCCGCCUCGCCAUCUUGUCCCCGGCGCUGCGCCCCUUCGCAUCCCUCCUCCUCGCCGCCCUCCUACCGGCCGCCUCCCCGCAUCUCCUCGCCUGGUGCGCCUCCCCCGGCGGCGCCCCGUACGCGGCCCUCCGCCUCGCGCUCCACGCCUUUAUCGCCGCCGGCAUGCCGGCUGAGGCGCUCGUCGUGCUCUCACGCAUCCGCAGCGUUGGGAAAACGCCCAGCCUCUCCGCGCUCGCGACGCUGCUGCGCCUGCUGUUCCGCGAGGGCAACGUCCAGGCCGCGUGGAAGGUGUUCGUGGAAAUGACAGCGAUGGGGCCACGGCCGAGCCUCCCCAUCUUCAACGCCAUGAUCCUAGGGUUAUGCCACAUGGGGCUCAUCCCUGUAGCUGCGGGAUUGCUUGGUGUCAUGUGGAAGUUCCAUGUUACCCCUGAUGCGUGCAGCUAUAACAUCCUGAUCAAGGGACAUUGUGUGUUUGGGCAGGCAGGGGAUGCUUUUGAGCUGCUUGAAAAAAUGCACAAGUCAGGGUGCGAGCCGACUGUUGUGACGUAUAACAUUUUGGUGAAUGUACGGUGCCGUGAUGGGAAUAUGGUGGAGGCAAGGAGGCUGUUCGAUGAGAUGGUGGCGGUGGGGGUCGAAGCAAAUACAAUCACCUUCAAUGUUUUAAUCGAUGGGUAUGCAAAGACUGGGCAGAUGGAUGAGGCUGAUGCCGCCUACAGAGAGAUGAAGGAGAGGGGAUUGCUGCCAGAUUGCUGCACCUUCAACAUUCUUUCUGCUGGAGCAUACAAGUUUGGAAAGACCGCGCACUUAGCACAUGAGCAGCAGGAGCUGUAUGAAAUGUUUGGUUCACAGAUAUCAGCAGACAAUGUAGAUAUGACGAUCUGUAGGCUUUGUUGGGAUGGACGAUUGGAUGAUGCCCGGCAACUUGUGUGUUGUGCAAUCGAGCAGGGUGCUCCAGUGAGUGUUGCAGGUUUUAAUGCUUUGAUUGCUGCAUAUAGCAAGGAGGGAUUUGAAGAAGCAGCUCUUGAGUUAUAUAAGCUUAUGAAAGAGAUAGGCCUUGCACCCUUAUCCUCCACUUUCAAUUACUUGAUACUGGGUCUAUGCAAUCAAGGAAGACUAGAUGAUGCACAGCUUUUGCUAGAACAUAUGAUUAGUAAGGGAUAUUCUGUUGGUACCUCAUUUACCGUUUACAUGGAUUCAUGCUUCAGGUCUGGUAAUGUAGAAGGUGCCUUGAAAUGCUGGGAUGAUAUGCUGAAAGUUGGUGGGCAGCCUGAUUUUAUCGCUUUCUCUGCAUAUAUCAGUGGCCUUUGCAGAUUAGAUCAUGUAAAUGAGGCUUAUCGGGCAUUUGUGGAGAUGACAAGAAGAGGUCUUGUUCCGAACAAUAUUACUUACAACUCUCUGAUAUCUGCGUUUGUUAGGGUUGGCCAUGUGGCCGAAGCACUGCAACUAGAGCAGAAGAUGAGGCAGAGUGGUCUUGUUCCUGAUGUUUUCACAAGCAACAUUCUGAUUGAUGGUUUUUGCAGACAAGGAAGGCUGGAUAUGGUGAAUAACCGUUUCUUGGACAUGCGCAGUAGUGGCUUAACUCCUGAUGUAGUGACAUACAAUACAAUUAUUAAUGCAUAUUGCCGGGCCCAGGAUAUGAACGGUGCCAUGAUUUUCAUGAACAAGAUGCUUGCAGAUGGCUGUGAUCCAGAUAUUUUCACAUAUAAUAUUUGGAUUCAUAGCCUCUGCAACAACCAUUCGAUGAAUCGAGCAGCGAGAGUGCUGGAUGAACUUGUUGCUGUUGGUUUCACACCUAAUUCAGUUACAUACAACACACUGAUGGAUGGCAUUUGCAAUGAUGUCCUUGAUCGAGCUAUGAUUCUCACUGGUAAACUGAUUAAGAUGGCUUUUCAACCCAACACCAUCACAGUUAAUGUUUUCUUUUCUCAUUUCUGUAAGCAAGGUCUUGGAAGGCGAGCCCUUUUGUGGGCUGAGAAGCUCAGAGAAGAUUCUGUUGCUUUUGAUGAAGCUACAAUGAAUAUACUUGACUGGGCUUCCAAGGAGAUGGAGGAUGACCUCCAGGGUAGAGUUGCUGAUAUUGACAAAUGUAUGUUUCUCGAGUUCUUAAUGCUCAUAACGUACAACACUAUGAGCAAUAAUAGAUCCCCAAAGUUUAGACAUGUGCCUGUUGAGACAGUUAUUGAUCCUGCCAACAGCAAUACAAUCAAAGUUUUAGAUACUGGGUAA
This is a messenger RNA of Triticum turgidum subsp. durum (durum wheat), 2538 nucleotides long. The record is from the annotation of a GenBank genome assembly. NCBI's taxonomy places the organism in Eukaryota, Viridiplantae, Streptophyta, Magnoliopsida, Poales, Poaceae.